CUUUGUCUGCAGACGGCAGCAGAGCCUCUUCGGGAGACGGAUUCACCAGCAACUGCAUCUCCCACAAUCCUCCAGCAGAAGUCCUCAUUGCUGCCUGAUCUGCAGUGAAGCCCCGUGGAACCCUGGGAGUUGAAGUCCUCGAUACGCAGCUGACGAGAGCUGAGAGAGAGAGAGAGGAGAGAGAGAGAGAGAGAGAGAGAGAGAGAGAGAGAGAGAGAGAGAGAGAGAGAGAGGUGACACCACCGUGAAAUGAGCUCAUUGUGGACCUUCGCAGAACCAAAGUCACUGCUGAGUCAUGUCUGCUGUGGACGACACGGACAGCGUGUUUGACCUGAACGAGGCCAUCCCUGAGACAGAACUACUCGACAAUAGCAUCCAGAAGGGUCGCGCUCAGCUGUCUGUCAAGACACGAAGGCACCGCCCCUCACGGUCCCAUUACCGUGACAGCGUCAGCUCCACAGAGGGAGACGACAGUCUGGAGAGGAAGGACAGUCCGUUACACUCCGCCCGCUCACCUCUCCACCUGGCCGUGCAAAGCUCCUCCCCGGCCCCUGACUUGUUGCUCUUGGCGAGGAGUCCCGGCUUCACCUUUGACACGUCCCUGGGACGUCACUCUCCGGAGGAUGGUAACACAUCGUUUCAUGAUCCCCCGCGGGGGCGGUACCACCAGCUGACCAAUACCACUUCUCAGGAGGGGCUGGCCACACCCACCAGUUCACCCUCCAAGUCAUGUCCAUCCUCCGACUGCUCCCCGGUCUACAUGAGGAGGAACCGGAGGCCUGACAGUGAAGUGCUGGUAUCUGAUUCCACUCAAGACACGAAUCUGGCCGAUCCUGUCAGUCCGACCGUCAUUUUUGACAAGAAGGCCAAGAGACGCUUCUUGGACUUGGGGGUGACUCUCAGACGUUCCUACAUACGGGUGAGGAAAGAUAAAGCCAACAGACUGUCGGUUGGCAGCAGGGAACCGUCGGAUAGUCCGUCUCGCUCCUCGGGCUCCUUUGUCUCAUUUUCCUGGUUCACAGAGGGGCGUGGCUCGCCGCCCUGCUCCCCCAAAAUCCCCCCGCUGGGCUCCCCGAGACCACGCAAGUCUUACUCCCAGGAGUCUGCUCUCAGUGAGGAGUUCUCUCCACCGCACACCUCCUCCUCCACUUCUCCUCCUGUGGAGUCUUCUACCUCCCGCUGCUCCCACCCGUACCACACCCUGUCACAGUCCUCUGACGAGCUCUUCGAUGAGCCGCCAUGCGAGGCGUCGUCGUGGACGACACAGCAGGUCUGCCAGUGGCUGCGAGGCCUCAACAUGGAGCGCUACGUCCCAGAAUUCAGUGUGAGGGACAUCGACGGACAACAGCUGCUGCAGAUGGACGGGACCAGACUAAAGAGUUUGGGCGUGCUCAGUUCGUCAGAUCGCAGUGCCCUGAAGCGUCGCAUCAAAGACAUCCAGACAGCAGUGGAGAAGGAGCGCAAAGCUCUGGAUAAACUGGAAAAACAGAAGGAGAAACAACGGCGGAAAGAUCAGGAGCAGCAGAGGAACUAGGAGCUGCCUGCCUGAGAGAAACUGUCCUAGUGGAGAAGACCGGUGGUGGUCACUCCCCAACCCCAAAUCAUUCCAGCCUCCAAACCCUUAAAAAAAUUUAAAAA
Messenger RNA from Thalassophryne amazonica, 1638 nucleotides. RefSeq names its product sterile alpha motif domain containing 14 (gene samd14). Gene Ontology annotation, molecular function: actin filament binding. The record is from RefSeq and is a predicted model, not a curated record. The transcript is spliced from 11 exons. Bases 296 to 1534 code for a protein of 412 amino acids. Gene Ontology annotation, biological process: actin filament organization; calcium-mediated signaling; neuron projection development. NCBI's taxonomy places the organism in Eukaryota, Metazoa, Chordata, Actinopteri, Batrachoidiformes, Batrachoididae. Gene Ontology annotation, cellular component: cytoplasm; actin cytoskeleton; dendrite.